Molecule: messenger RNA, 888 nt
Organism: Penicillium malachiteum
Lineage: Eukaryota; Fungi; Ascomycota; Eurotiomycetes; Eurotiales; Aspergillaceae
Product: putative L-cystine transporter
Exons: 3
Coding region: 1-888 (295 amino acids)
Biological process (GO): L-cystine transport
Cellular component (GO): fungal-type vacuole; vacuolar membrane
Molecular function (GO): L-cystine transmembrane transporter activity
Source: RefSeq, a predicted model, not a curated record
AUGGCUUCAUCUCAGCUGGAGAUCUUUAUUCGAGCGGUGUCCCGUGUGGGCUGCUGGUCUGCAUCUUUCUACCCGCAGCCUAUUUACAAUGUUCGACGUGGUUCAGUGGCGGGAUUAUCGAUAGAUUUUCCCACCAUUAAUACUUUGGGCUUUCUCUGUUACAGUAUCUAUAACAGUGCAUUCUUAUAUUCCCCUGUGAUUCGUGCCCAAUAUGCGGCACGCCACCCGCUCUCAGAGGAGCCAACGGUUCGCUUCAAUGACCUGGCGUUCGCGGUCCAUGCGGUGAUUCUGAGUCUGAUUGCAUAUACCCAAUUUUGGCCAAUCAUUUGGGGGCUGCAGGUCUCUCGCUUCCAGAAACUCAGUAAGCCCAUUGCGGGUCUAUUUUGGGGAUCCAUUCUGGCCCCUCUUAUUGUGAUUGGGGUUGUGCUGUCUCAAAGUCCGGAUGGAGGUUAUGACCCAUCUACGUGGGCGUGGAUUGAUGUUGUGAGUGCUCCAUACAGCUCAGAUCUCUGCAAGUAUGUUCCGCAAGCUUGGCUAAAUUAUAAACGCAAAUCGACAUCGGGAUGGAAUAUCAGUCAAAUUUUGUUGGAUUUGAGUGGGGGUGUACUAUCACUAGUUCAACUAGUGUUAGACUCAAGUCUUCAGAAUGACUGGGGUGGGAUUACCGGAAAUCCAGUUAAGCUUUUUCUGGGGAACAUCACGAUUAUUUCCGACUUGAUCUUCGUGGUUCAGCACUAUAUAUUAUACCGAGGGGCCGAGUCUAAGCCACCACCGGGAGGUCGGUACUCUAAUCCCGACGUGGUCACGCCUUUGUUGGCAGAUGACUCCGAGUCCCGGGCCACUGGCACACACGGUAGACAUGUCAGUGCUCAUGACGUGGAUGUCUGA